UACGCUAAGUCUAGUAAGGAUCACAUUUCUUACGAGGUGUUUCUAAAAUCAAUGCAUGACUUUGGAAUAAAGUAUACUUGUGUUGGCCUUGUACUGUUUACGGGUGGAUAUUUGGGUACGGCUCUUAUGAAUGUUGCAGCAAUAAAUCAGAUAUUUAGAAUAAGAUUUUCUUAUUUGAAAGCUGUACUAAAUCAAGAUUUGGCGUAUUACGACUUGCAUCAAACUGGCGACUUUGCUUCGAAAAUGGCUGAGGAUAUGAUAAAGUUAGAGGAAGGUAUAGGCGAUAAAGUAUCAUCCUUAGUGUAUGACACUGCAGUAGCGGUAAGCUGUACACUGAUGGCUUUAAUAAGAGGUUGGAAGCUAGCGUUGCUUUGUCUUUCUACCGCACCGAUUACUUUCGUACUUGUGGGAUUGACUGGCAAGAUAUCCGAUCGCUUAUACAAGAAGCAGGCACAAGCAAAAGGCAAAGCCAGCGCCGUCGCUGAAGAAGCCCUGAGUUCAAUUAAAACUGUUUACGCAUUCAACGGACAAGAAAAAGAAAUAGAUCGUUACAAGAUACAUCUCGCAGAUGCCAGAAGAAUUCACAUUCAGAAAGAAUUUUUCACCGGCUUGUCAAUGGGGUUUCUGUAUUUAUGUAUCUUUAGCUCUUACGCUUUGGCCUUUUAUUUGGGUAUACAUCUUGUAAUAAACGAGCCUCAGAGAUACAAUGCUGAUGUUAUGUUUUCUGUAUUCUUUGGAGUGAUGACUGCACUAUCCUAUUUCGGUAUGAUAGGUAAUCUAAUGACCUCAUUGGGGUCAGCUCGUGGUGCUGGUGCUUCUAUUUUUCAUGUAUUACAUAAUAUACCGACCAUUAACACUUUAGAAGACAGUGGAAUUAAACCGGACUCAAUGGAAGGAAAUAUUGAAUUUAAAAAUGUAUCUUUCGAUUAUCCGUCUCGACCUGGAAUUACUGUAAAGAUAGAUGGUAAUGAUGUCCGUGAAUUAUCUGUGCGGUGGUUACGUAGUCAGAUCGGAUUGGUUAACCAAGAGCCUGUGCUUUUUAACACAAGCAUACGUGAAAACAUUCGCUACGGACACGAUGUUGUUUCUGAUGUUGAUAUAAUUAAAGCCGCGCAACAGGCUUAUGCGCACGACUUCAUAACGAUGUUACCAUCUGGUUAUGACACUUUAGUAGGAGACCGUGGUACCUCUCUGUCAGGAGGACAGAAGCAAAGAAUAGCUAUUGCACGUGCCCUUGUGCGAAAUCCUCGCAUCCUUUUACUCGACGAAGCCACUAGUGCUCUCGACACACUAUCGGAAUCUAAAGUACAAGAUGCAUUAAAUGAGGCAGCGAAAGGUCGAACAACUAUAAUAGUAGCACAUCGUUUGUCAACUAUACGAAAAGUGGAUAUAAUAUACAUGAUGAAAGAUGGGCUGGUGGUAGAGUUGGGGAAUCACGAAGAAUUGAUGAAUCAAAAGGGCUUAUACUACAAAAUGUUUAGGACAUCUGAAUUCAUCGAUAUAAACAAACGAGAAAUGUCAAAUGACGUCAAUAACGCUCAUGAGCCUAUCCGAAAACUGAGAGAAAUAUCAAAGCAUUCUGCUGAGGUUAUCGAAGAUAUCAAAGAAAUUAAAGAAAGAUCGUCGCUAUCUUUUUGGCAAGUGGUAGCGCUUAAUGCACCCGAGUGGAAGACUGUCGCUUUGGGUAGUUUGUGUUCAAUCAUAGGUGGCUUUGCUAUGCCAUUAUUUAUAGUUGCUUUUGGUGAUUUAUUUGGGUCUAUGGCUAAUCCUGACCCCGAACACAUGCUAAAUAAAGUGAAAGUAAUUUCAUUUAUUUGUAUCGGCAUCGGUUGUGCAACAGGACUGUCUAAUUUAAUUGAAACAUACUCCUUUGGUAGUGCUGGUGCGUAUUUGACCGAAAGGUUACGCCUGUUAAUGUUCACUCACUUGUUACAUCAAGAUGUUGCUUAUUUUGAUGAUCGAGCCAAUUCUACGGGAGCGCUCUGCGCCCGACUCUCUGCCGAGGCCGCUUUCGUCCAAGGCGCCACAGGUCAACGAAUUGGUAUAAUAUUGCAAGGAGCGGGCUCUGUUGGUUUGGCGUUGGUCAUCGCCCUUUGGUUCCAGUGGCGCGUCGCUCUCGUAGCAUUAUCGUUUCUCCCAAUCAUUAUCUUUGUCAUUUGGCAGCAAGGCGUAGCCACUGAUAAAGAAUCCUCUGGAUAUGCAAAAGCUCUUGAAAAUAGUACUAAGAUAGCUGUCGAGGCAGUUUCGAACAUCCGUACGGUAGCUUGCCUAGGUCGGGAACGUUGCGUUGCGCAGCAGUACGCAGACCGGCUAUACCCGGCGCUGGCUCCGGCGCGACGCGCUGCGCACUGGCGUGGCAUCGUCGGGGGUCUCUCUCGGUCCAUAUUCAACUUCGUAAAUGCUACAGCCCUCACUUAUGGCGGCCAACUAAUAGUAACGGAAGGAAUUGCAUACCAGAACAUUCUUAUUGCUACCCAAGCAUUGCAAAUGGCGUCAUCUCAGGUUCAGAAUGCAUUUGCAUAUGCGCCCGAUUUCCAGAAGGGUACAAAAGCAGCUGCAAGGAUCUUAGAACUCCUGAACACCAAACCUCUUAUCAUGAAUCCUGACAAACCUGAAGAUAUUUUUAAAGCUAGCGGUGAUGCCAGUUUCAGAAGAGUUAAUUUUGAAUACCCUAACAGGCCAAAUGUAACAGUGCUCCAUGGUUUAGAUUUAGAGAUAAAUCGCGGUAAAACUUUUGCGAUUGUUGGUCAAAGCGGUUGCGGAAAAAGUACAGUUGUUCAAUUAUUACAGAGAUAUUACGAUCCCGAUGCUGGUGCUGUCCUUUUAGAUGAUGUGUCUCUUAAUAAAUUACGCCUCAACGAUGUACGUGCUAGUUUCGGUUUAGUAUCCCAAGAGCCUGUGCUGUUUGAUCGUAGCAUACUAGAGAACAUCGCUUACGGUGAUAAUUCAAGGACAGUAUCAGCAGAAGAUGUGAUCGAAGCGGCGAAACAAGCGCACAUUCACAAUUUCAUUGUUUCAUUGCCACGGGUAUUGAAUUGAUUUCAGUGCUGGAAUUAUAUGACUAAAUAAUAUCCUUAAUUACGUUUUAAGCAAAUUUGUACAUUUAUCUCACGCCUCGAAUGAAUAUGCAUAAAAUGAUUUAGCAAUUAAACGAGACUAAAGACCUGAUGUGAUAAAAAUACA
Vanessa atalanta (red admiral) is the source of this 3183-nucleotide messenger RNA. RefSeq names its product ATP-dependent translocase ABCB1-like. The coding region runs from base 52 to 3039 and encodes 995 amino acids. Gene Ontology annotation, molecular function: ATP hydrolysis activity; ATP binding; ABC-type transporter activity. The transcript is spliced from 19 exons. The record is from RefSeq and is a predicted model, not a curated record. Gene Ontology annotation, biological process: transmembrane transport. Lineage: Eukaryota; Metazoa; Arthropoda; Insecta; Lepidoptera; Nymphalidae. Gene Ontology annotation, cellular component: membrane.